AAGCUUUUAUCCAAGUACUGUCACUCCUCGAGAUCGAAGUCAAGGACCCGAACUGUAUCUGAUAUCCUGAAUCUGUAACAAUAGUGUUAUCUAUCAAUCAUGAUCAUGGCCACAUCUACUGAGUCCUCUGUUAGCCGAUUCCUCCCUGAUCCAAAGUCUGUUGCGAUUGUGGGAUGCCCCUUCAGUGGUGGCCAGACAAAAGCUGGCGUAGAUAAAGGCCCCAUUUACCUCGUUGAAGCUGGCCUUCCCCAACAACUCGCUGACCUCGGUUGGCAAGUCCAAUUCGACGGACAUCACCAGUUCGAAGAGAUCUCAGCCGCAUCCGACCCUCCCAUUGGCAAACUCAAGAACCCCCGGUUUGUCUCGAAAGUAUGCCAGGCCGUCGCUCAGGUCGUCGGCGGCCAUGCGAAGAAGGGUCAGUUACCGUUAACACUGGGCGGGGACCAUUCAUUGGCUAUGGGAACUAUUUCUGGCACCCUAGAUACAUACCCUGACGCAUGUCUCGUUUGGGUCGACGCUCAUGCGGAUAUCAAUACCCCUCAGACUACUGAUUCUGGUAAUAUCCAUGGUAUGCCCGUCUCCUUCCUCCUAGGCCUCGAUACCUCCGUCCCCGAAUUUGCCUGGGUCAAACCCAACCUCAAACCCAAUAAACUCGUCUACAUCGGUCUCCGCGACAUCGACGCAGGUGAGAAGAAGAUCCUGCGUGAAAACGGUAUCAAAGCCUUCUCGAUGCACGAAGUCGACAAAUGGGGAAUCGGGAAAGUCGUGGAGAUGGCCUUGGAUCAUGUGAACCCCAAGAGAGAAUCGCCUAUCCAUCUUAGUUUCGAUGUGGACGCAUUGGACCCGAGUGUUGCUCCGAGUACGGGUACUCCAGUCAGAGGUGGUUUGACUUUCAGGGAAGGGCAUUAUAUAUGCGAGGCGAUCUAUGAGACUGGAUGUCUCGUUGCCCUCGACAUUAUGGAGGUCAACCCAUCCCUGGCAGACGCAGCUUCAGCUGUACAAACUGUUGCCGUCGGCUGCUCGCUCGCUCGUUCCGCACUCGGUGAGACUUUGCUGUAGACAGCCCUCUGGAUUCUGAGUUGGGAUAAUAGAAGAACACAUCAAUACCGUACAGUCUGUUGCCUCCGAGCAUCGUGACAUUCACAAUAGAAUAGUCUGGACAAACAUAAAGCUCGUUACAUGAAUACCAGAAUCCUCCCUGCUGAGAACUCU
Messenger RNA from Somion occarium, 1212 nucleotides. NCBI's taxonomy places the organism in Eukaryota, Fungi, Basidiomycota, Agaricomycetes, Polyporales, Cerrenaceae. The record is from the annotation of a GenBank genome assembly.